UGAGAAUCAACGAGACGAGCACCAUGUGAUGAUCAUAUACACCCUUAUUUUGAGAUUCGUUUUCGAUCGAAAGUUAUUUGAAUUCGAGAUUUUAUUUUGAGAUUCGAUCGAUUCGAAAGUUUGCUGACCCGCGUUAUCGUAAAGUUAAGAACUUUGCGAUUGAACACUUUAAAAAAUAGAACUUGGACGCCUUGUUUAUAGCGACCAAUGCUCCUGGGCGGAGCGCAUAUAACCGAGUUGAGCGUCAGAUGGCUCCCCUCAGCAAACGACUGGCAGGCGUCAUUUUGCCUCAUGAACAUUUUGGUUCUUAUCUCGACGACAAAGGAAUGACUACGGAUGAUGAUUUGGAAAAACGCAACUUUCAGCACGCUGGGGAAACACUUGCAGAAGUGUGGAGAGAAAUAAAAAUUCAUAAUUACGACGUUUCGGCGGACUAUAGACAGCCCGAAGAUAACAUGCAAGAUUCAGCAGAUCCAAAUCUGGCGUGGUAUAGCGUUGACGUCCGUGAAUCGCAAUAUUUCUUACAGGUUAUAAAAUGCGCGGAUGAAUCCUGCUGUUCAACACCGAGAAGUGCAUUGAAAUCUGUGUUUGCGGAUACUUUCAUGCCUCCACCUUGCCCAAUAUUUCAAACUCCAAGCAAGCUCGUAGUACCCAGUUUACUAGACAAAGGAACAUCCAAGUGUUGCGGAUUAAAAAUCUCGUUGUUUUAUUUAAUAUUAUUACCGUGAAGGCAAUUAAAACUAUACCAAGGAUAAAAUC
Messenger RNA from Eupeodes corollae, 759 nucleotides. RefSeq lists its product as uncharacterized. The coding region runs from base 249 to 728 and encodes 159 amino acids. NCBI's taxonomy places the organism in Eukaryota, Metazoa, Arthropoda, Insecta, Diptera, Syrphidae. The record is from RefSeq and is a predicted model, not a curated record. The transcript is spliced from 2 exons.